Molecule: messenger RNA, 2609 nt
Organism: Neolamprologus brichardi
Lineage: Eukaryota; Metazoa; Chordata; Actinopteri; Cichliformes; Cichlidae
Source: RefSeq, a predicted model, not a curated record
GUUCCCAGACUGCGACGAGCCCUACCCCCGCCCCGUGGACCUGCUGUCCGGCUCGGACGCGACCGAGUCCCCCGUCUCCGUCCAGAGGGACUACGGCUUCUGGUGUCCCCGCGAGCUCAAGAUCAGCCCCGAGCUCGGUUACUCCUUCAUGGGGGUGCGCGACUGCUCUCCUCCGUGUCCCAACAUGUACUUCACACGUGAAGAGCUGACGUUCGCCCGCUACUUCAUCGGAGUCGUGUCCAUCGUCUGCCUCUCUGCCACGCUCUUCACCUUCCUGACGUUCCUCAUCGACGUGUCGCGAUUCCGCUACCCGGAGCGCCCGAUCAUAUUUUACGCCGUGUGCUACAUGAUGGUAUCGCUGGUGUUCUUCCUGGGCUUCCUGCUGGAGGACAAAGUUUCCUGUAACGCAGCGAGUCCUGGGAGGUUCAGGGCGUCGACGGUGACUCAGGGCUCCCAUAAUAAGGCCUGCACGCUUCUCUUCAUGGUGCUCUACUUCUUCACCGUGGCCGGCAGCGUGUGGUGGGUCAUUUUAACCAUCACCUGGUUCCUCGCUGCUGUUCCUAAGUGGGGCAGUGAGGCUAUAGAGAAGAAGGCCCUGCUGUUCCACGCCUGCGCCUGGGGCAUCCCCGGCGUCCUCACGGUGACUCUGCUCGCCAUGAACAAGAUCGAGGGAGACGGCAUCAGUGGCGUUUGCUUCGUCGGGCUCUACAACUUAACAGCCCUGCGCUGGUUCCUGCUGGCGCCGCUGGGACUGGAUGUAGUGGUGGGCGUGGUCCUGCUGCUGGCAGGUAUCGCUGCUCUUAACAGAGUCCGCAUGGAGAUCCCGCUGGAGAAGGAGAACCAGGAAAAGCUGGUGAAGUUCAUGAUUCGUAUCGGCGUGUUCUCCGUGCUCUACCUGGUUCCACUGCUGACCGUCCUGAGCUGCUACCUUUAUGAGAGCAGCUACAGGCCCGUCUGGGAGACCACCUGGGUCCAGGAGACGUGCAGAGACUACCACAUCCCCUGUCCCUACCAGGUGGAGCAGACCAGUCACCCCGACCUGGUGUUGUUCCUCAUAAAGUACCUGAUGAUGCUGAUUGUGGGAAUCCCCUCGGUGUUCUGGGUGGGCAGUAAGAAGACCUGCUUCGAGUGGGCCAGUUUCUUCCACGGCAAGAGACGUAAAGACAGGAUGGUCAACGACAGCCGACAGGUGCUGCAGGAGCCCGACUUCACCCAGCUGCUCCUCAGGGAUCCCAACACCCCCAUUGUGAGGAAGUCACGGGGCACAUCCACGCAAGGCACCUCCACCCACGCCUCCUCCACCCACCUGGCCAUGCUGGACGAGCCGCCGAGCGCCAGCACCAGCCGAGCCGGCUCCGUGCGCAGCGCCCGCUCCAAGAUGAGCAGCUACCACGGCAGCCUGCACCGCUCGCGAGACGGCAGAUAUACGGCCUCCAGUUUCAAAGCGGCGGACGAGCGGCUGCCAUACGGGAGCCUGCCUCGUCUAAACCACCAAUCGCAGUCCAGGCACUGCAGCACCAAUCACCUCGACAGCCUGUCGCGGCACGGCUCCGCCCACAGGCUUGAGAGCCAGUCGCGCCACAGCAGCAUCAGGGACCUGAGCAGCGGGGCCACGGCGGUUCUCGGUGUGCCCAGAAACGGGAUCCACAGAGUCCUGGAGGAGGAUGGAGCGACCGCCUGAAGGGGCGGAGUCUGAGGAGGAGCAUGUCGACGAGCAGCCACUGUGAUAGGUCUGGUUACAGAGGGGGGGGGCACGGGACAGAAAUCUUUGCCUUAAACAUCCUCACAGCUUUAUGACGCAGCCUCCAGUGUGAAUCUUUUUAAACUCCACCCAGUCGGGGAACGCCGCCGCCGCCGUUGGACCCAAAUGACUGAGCCAGACAACUAAACGUGACCGACUGCACGACGCGGCUUUCUUUGUAUAAAAGGACUUUGAUAACGAGAUAUUUGGAGCUCCGUCCUCUAGUCUUUAGUGUUUGGGAGGUUUUUGGGGUGGGGGCGGGGCUUAGAUUUCAUUACCCUUGUUCCAUGUUUUCUUCUAUUUAUGAGGGGCAGCCAAUCAGGAGAACUGAAGCGACUGGUUUCAGUGAGAGGAUGAAAUGACUGAAAGUUCUCAGAUCCUCCACAGCUUUUAUAUCUCUGCUGAAUCUGAACCUGCUGCUCUGCACACGAAGGCGUUUUAAGUCUGCUGAACUUUCUAGAAGCUUCGCCGCAUUUUAAAAGCUGGAUUUUAGUGAGUUUUUAUUGCACAUGUGCAGUAACGUUUGCAACGAUACAAGGAAAUCAUGUCAGUCUGUGCUUUGCUGUUUUAAACCCAAGGGCUGAAAUCCAGAGUAUACAUGCUGAAUCCAAACUCCUGCCUUAUGACGAAGAGAACAAACCCAACAGAUUUAAUGACCUCGAGCAGAUCACCAGCGACCUUCAUGGAGCUGCACGGACAAAGCUUACCUUCCCUUUCCGUCCGAACACGUUCGCUUUGAGCAGAUUUCUUGUUUGCAAACGUGUCCUUACUAAGGUUAGAGCAACGUUUCCUCCAGAGGCAAAACAUGUUCAUAGAUGUAAAAAGUGAAUUCCUGUUGGUGAUUUGUAAUAAAGUUUCAAAGAAAUCA